AUGAUGAUGUUCACGACCAGCUUUAUCCCCAACUCCUCUCUAUAAGCAUUGUCAGAUCUCACAUGUGGCCGUGACCGACGUCGGAACGCGCAAGUAGAUAACUUGAGAAAGUAUGGGGGGGGGGGUUUAGGGAAGAAGGGGGAUUGAUAUUGCCUCGAGUCCCUCUAUCAGAAGGGUUCGUAAUCGAGUGCGCAGAAGUAUCCCACCGGCGCUCGAAAAUGGCGGCUUCAGUAGACAACACACUAAUAAAGAGAAACCCCACCUUCCUCCUUACUCGCCUUCAUUUCCAUCCAUGCUGGGCUGAGAUGUGGAAACCGACAUGGUCGCUAUCUCGUUCGAGAGUGCAGAGAGAUCAACUCCGUUCAACUAAGAUAAGUGGACUUAGACCUCAUCAAUCGCAUCUCUGGAACUUUAGGUUCGACUGUGCUCACUGUAGAUAUGACGAUGAGGUAGCCACGAUGUGCUCCCACGGUUUCCGUACCACGGCGCGUGUCAUUCGCGCACAGCGAAGGCUGGUCAGUAGAGGAGUGAGUGCAAGAGGAGAGAAUGGAACAUCGAGAGCGACCAUGUCAGGGUCCGUCGUCGAGAUCCAUAUCGGUGCGCAUCGUUGGUUCACCCAAGACAACUUCCUCUUCCAUACGAAGUGCUUUCUUUUGGCUUCUCUCACCCAUUCAAUGCUCGGAGAUCGCAUCGCGGUUCCAUAGGCGGAAUCGCGCCCCACGUAGGACAAUGAACUACAAAGGUCCCAAGAGAAGAAAGAAGAAAAGGGGGAAGACGACGCAAAGAAGCCAUCCUGGCUUGCAAAAGGCGGUCGAUAGUCGAGAGGGC
Colletotrichum phormii is the source of this 828-nucleotide messenger RNA. RefSeq lists its product as uncharacterized. NCBI's taxonomy places the organism in Eukaryota, Fungi, Ascomycota, Sordariomycetes, Glomerellales, Glomerellaceae. The record is from RefSeq and is a predicted model, not a curated record. The transcript has a single exon. The coding region runs from base 219 to 704 and encodes 161 amino acids.